AUGAAUGUCGAAGGAGAAGAUACAUCUAAAAAAAUUCAGGCGAAGUUCGUGACGAAGCUUGACUCUCCGUUCAAAGCUCCGGCCACCCCCUACGUUAUCUCUUCCAAUGUCACUCGUCUCGGUCUCUCUUCCGUCGUCAACUCUCUUCUCAAACUCCACCACCAUGAGCCAUUUGACUUUCUAAUCGAUGGGGAGCUUAUCCGAAUGUCACUCGAACAGUUUCUUCUGGCAAAGGGAAUAUCGGCGGAACGAAUUCUUGAAAUCGAGUACAUAAGGGCUGUGACACCACGGAAGGAGGAAAAGCCUUCAUUGCAUGAUGACUGGGUCAGUGCGGUUGAUGGUUCUUCUCCAAGGUUCAUUUUGACCGGCUGCUAUGAUGGUUUAGGAAGGAUAUGGAGCUCUGCUGGAUCGUGUACCCAUAUUUUAGAAGGUCACGCUGGGGCAAUAUCCUCUGUUGCUUUUGCUAACUCCCAAGAUGCAGAAAGCGUUACUGUAGCCACUGCCUCUAAAGAUCGGACAUUGAGAUUGUUUAAGGUUGAUACAGCUGAAUCUCUCGACACUACUACAAGAUUAGGGGCUUACAAGAUAUUGCGUGGGCACAAGGCGGCAGUGCAGAGUGUUGUAGCGCAGAAAUCCGGAAGCAUGGUUUGCUCGAGUUCAUGGGAUUGCACGAUCAAUUUAUGGGACACAACUGAGGCUGAUUCAGAAGGGGUCACAGCAACAGUAAAGAGAAGAAAAGGGAAUAAUCAGAAAGAGGAAACUCAGUCAGAGGGAGAGGCGCAGACUACAUUUGUUGGACACACACAGUGUGUCUCAUCAGUCGUUUGGCCAGAGGAUGAUGUAAUUUAUUCCGCUUCUUGGGACCAUUCUGUAAGGAGAUGGGAUGUUCCAACAGGGAAAGAUACUUUGAACUUGUUCUGUGGAAAAGCUCUCAACACGGUAGAUGUUGGCGGUGAAGGUUCUGCACUCGUAGCUGCUGGUGGUUCAGAUCCUAUCCUUAGAGUAUGGGAUCCUCGUAAGCCAGGGACAUCCGCUCCCGUGUUUCAGUUUUCUUCACACGCGUCGUGGAUUUCCGCCUGUAAAUGGCACAAAAGCUCUUGGUUUCACUUGCUCUCCGCUUCCUAUGACGGCAAAAUCAUGCUCUGGGAUCUCAGAACCGCUUGGCCUUUGUCAGUUAUCGACACACACAAGGAUAAGGUUUUAUCUGCCGACUGGUGGAAAGGAGACAGCGUAGUCAGCGGAGGAGCAGACUCUAAGCUUCGAAUUUCUUCCGGAAUCUCUAUAUCUUAA
Thlaspi arvense is the source of this 1290-nucleotide messenger RNA. The record is from the annotation of a GenBank genome assembly. NCBI's taxonomy places the organism in Eukaryota, Viridiplantae, Streptophyta, Magnoliopsida, Brassicales, Brassicaceae.